AUGAGAUUAUUAUCACAUAAUUUACUUUAAUGCAAUGCCAAAAAUUGCACAUAAAAUAAUUUCCCUUUAGCGAUAAAAGUAGACAAGUCAUAAAUUAUAAAAUGUGAAUAUAGAAAAGAAGCACUUUAAAAAUUAAUUCCAAAAUUGGAUUGGCCAGCUCUAAGUUGUACUGUACAUGAUCUGGGAGAAAAAAAUUUCCCUGACUAAUUCACUUAAGAUUUAAUAGAAAAUGAGGAUUUUAUGAAAUAAUUACAUACAAUUAUAAUGGAAACUCAUAUUAUUACUGGUAAAUUAGUAUGCCCGAAUUGUUAAAGAAACUACCCUAUAGUUAAUGGAAUUCCAAAUAUGAUUUUAAAUGAUGAUGAAAUUUGA
Ichthyophthirius multifiliis is the source of this 372-nucleotide messenger RNA. RefSeq lists its product as hypothetical. The transcript is spliced from 3 exons. Gene Ontology annotation, molecular function: protein heterodimerization activity. NCBI's taxonomy places the organism in Eukaryota, Ciliophora, Oligohymenophorea, Hymenostomatida. The record is from RefSeq and is a predicted model, not a curated record. Gene Ontology annotation, biological process: rRNA (guanine-N7)-methylation; peptidyl-glutamine methylation; tRNA methylation.